Molecule: messenger RNA, 798 nt
Organism: Meira miltonrushii
Lineage: Eukaryota; Fungi; Basidiomycota; Exobasidiomycetes; Exobasidiales; Brachybasidiaceae
Product: glycoside hydrolase
Exons: 1
Biological process (GO): fungal-type cell wall polysaccharide metabolic process
Cellular component (GO): fungal-type cell wall
Source: RefSeq, a predicted model, not a curated record
AUGUUAUUCUCAUUACGUACGGUUGCAAUCACUAUUGCACUAUCCAUUGCAGUCCUUGCUCAGUCCAGUGAAGCUCUCAAAUUCGGUAUUCCGUGGGGUGCAGACAGUAGAUGGGCACCAAGGGUUGCAAAAGGAAGAAUACAAUGGUACCAUCAUUGGCAAGAUGGCCCAGUUGCUCAAAUGCCCAAGAAUAUUCCAUUUGUUCCGAUGUUCUGGGGUCCUAGAUAUUAUGGGUUGUGGAAUCAACAAAAAAAGUGGAUUCGUAAACAUAAGCCAAAGUUCAUUCUUUCAUUGAACGAACCUGAUAUAGAAGGCCAAGCAAACGUUUCGCCAAAAGAAGCAGCAAGGUUGCACAUGAAGGAAUUGGAACCUUUCCGUCGCAAAGGUCAUAAAGUCAGCAGUCCUCAAAUCGUUUGGAACACGAAAUGGAUGGAUUCAUUCUUGAAACAUAUCCGUCAACAAGGCGGUGAUAUCGAUUUUAUCGCAGCACAUUAUUACGGUUCUUGGAAGGAUGUUGGCCGAUACCAAAAAUGGAUCAAAACGCUACGUAAGAAGUACAAGAAGAGCAUUUGGAUCACCGAAUACGGAGUUACAUCAAAAUCAGGUGGCUCCCAACACGAAAUCAAGGCAUUCCAACGCAAAGUGAACGCUUGGAUGCGCACAAAGAAGUACGUUAAACGUGUCGCUUGGUUAGGUUGCUUCGCUGUUUCAAAGCCUCCAGAUGCAUUUGCUUCUCGUCAAAACGCUCUCUUCACCGGUGCCGGUAAACUGCGCUCGAUUGGUUAUCAAUAUGUUUAC